Molecule: messenger RNA, 2301 nt
Organism: Aspergillus steynii IBT 23096
Lineage: Eukaryota; Fungi; Ascomycota; Eurotiomycetes; Eurotiales; Aspergillaceae
Product: transcription factor domain-containing protein
Exons: 3
Coding region: 59-2149 (696 amino acids)
Biological process (GO): regulation of DNA-templated transcription
Molecular function (GO): DNA-binding transcription factor activity, RNA polymerase II-specific; zinc ion binding
Source: RefSeq, a predicted model, not a curated record
CUUCAUCCGAAAGCCCCGAUCGGUCGGACAUAAUCCCCCGGGGUUACACUCACUAGCCAUGUUGAGCAGUUUGGAUCAACAGAGGGUUAGGAAGGGCACGAAAAGCUGUACCGAGUGCAGACGACGCAAGGUUCGCUGCAUUCGGCUCUCUGAGGAGGCCCCAAUCUGCCGGCGCUGCGAAGAGCGAGGCUCAACUUGCAUUGCGCAGACAUUUACUCCUCGUUCGGGGCAGUCCAAGAGGCUCCCCUCGCGGUAUCGGAUAGCCCAAUUGGAGUCAAAGGUUGCGAACCUGACCAAGUUUGUCCAUGAUGCGGAAAUAAAUCCUGGGAAUCGAUCAACUGCUCCAGACCCAGCUGUUGAGCCGAUAUUGAGUUCGGACGACCUGGAUGCCGGCUCGGAUUUCGAGGCUGCGGAUCAACCGGCGCAUCUUCGAUCUCUAUUCCACAACGACUGGCUUAGCGUGGACCCUCAGCAACAAAAUGGACACUCUCAGGAGCGCAGGCCCAAGGCUUCUUCGCAUCUAUACAACCAAGCGAGACGGGCUCUUCAGAGGUUGAUCCCGCCUAAGCGCGAGAUUUUAAACAUUGCACAGUCCGCAUCACAAUGGCUUCCUCUCAUAUACGCCAUGUUCCCCCAACCAGGGGCUAUCAUGUCUCCACAAGAAAUCUGCGAAAGCCUCGAAGGCAUGAACAAACCGGAUGUGGAUCCGAUUAGCCUUGCAUCGUGGCUGCUCACCGUCGCUCUUACAGGUCAACAAACGCAAGAACCGGACAAUGAUAACGAUAUUCAGCUUCAAAAAUCCUACGAAUGGUCAAAGUUCUGUCGAGCGGUUUCUGAUGCAGUGGAAACCACUAUUAUGCCCCACGAUAGGUUGGUGAGCACCAUGUCUGGGAUUAGCAUGGCUAUGCAUUUCUUUCGACUCCAGAUAAGCCAAGGGAACUUCCGGAAGGCAUGGGUGCGUCUGCGACACAUCGUUGCGAUUGCAGAGAUCAUGGGACUUCCCAAAGCUUCUCAAGCAAUCCAGCACGGCCGGGUUAUCGGGACAGAAGACAAUGAGGCACAACAUCACAAGGCUCAGCUCUGGGACUCACUUAUUUCUGCAAACGGACUACUUGGGCUGGUCAUCAACCUUCCUCCCGAUACUCGACGACAUCCCCAAGCGAAGGCGCAGGCACUUGUGGUUGAUGGCGUCGUCCAGCCCCGCGUGUAUCUCAGCCGAUUGACAGAUAUCGCUGCAAAGGUUCAACAGCUGGAUGAUCUCAACAUGCCACCAGACUCAGGCCCCGGAUUCUACAGCUCUACGCUAGCACUCAUCGGAGAGCUCAAGUCCCUGGCAUCACAGACCCCCAAGCAAUGGUGGGCACUAGACGGGGAGCCGCAGGUAAAACCAGACCAUAUGGUGCAGUUUAUCCAUAACAGUGUUACGGUGCGAGCGCAUUUGCCAUUCGUAAUGCGGCAAGACAUCGGCGAGGAGUAUUUCUACAGCCGCCUGGUAUGCAUGAAUGCAUGCGAGUCAGCAGCGCGCCUAUACCGGUUCCUUCGUGGAACACUCCCACCUGGACUUUUUUGUACGCGGGUCCUAGAUCUCCAGGUGUUCGUUACAACUGUGGUCCUUCUUCUCAUAUCACACAACUCCUCGCCCUCCGACCGAUUGGGUUUCUGUGCACACAAGGCGAAGACGGGCAGGACGGUCCAGGAAGUCACAAAGCUCAUGACUGAACGAUCUCAUGACACCACAGGCGCUCGUUUUGCUCACACCUGUGUCACGACUAUCAAUUCCCUGCACCAAUUACUUCAGCAAGAAGGUCCUGCUCAUCCGCAAGACCUUACUCUACAGGUGCCUCUCCUCGGGAAGGUCAAGGUCCGACGGAAUCUUCAUCAACAAGAAACGCCCCAGGACGGUAGUAUUUCUGAAAGUACAACAAACCCCAAUGCAUUGAGAUCAGAGGAGUCCUCUAUCUCUCAACCACAACACUCGUCAAAGCUCAGCGGCUCCUUGCAGCCACCAGGAAACUUGCAGGGGGACUUUCUGUCAUGGUCUGUUGAGGACAACAGUGAUAGCUACUUCCAAGACGCUCUCAUGAUGGAUGAUUUUGAUCCCUUCACUAUGUGGCCGGAUGCGUAUAAUGGCUUUCCGCUGAUGGGUUGAUGGGCUGAUGUUUCUUGAUAGAAGACAUUACGCCCAAUCUCAUAUUCACGGUCUCUUCUGCUUUCUGUAUUCUAUGGGUUCGUAAUGAGGAAUGGCGCUUACGAGACCGACCACGUCCAUGUCAAUAUUAUCAUUCUCAAAUUGAACUGGCG